ACAGAGGAUCUUAAAUACUAUUCGAAAUUCAGAAGAAUUGCGCGGUGGGGCCGUUGAACAACUCGAAAAAGCCCGGGCUCGCUUACGGAAAAUAGAAACGGAAGCCGAGCAGUUUCGAGUGAAUGGAUACUCUGAGAUAGAACGAGAAAAAUUGAAUUUGAUUCAGUCAACUUAUAAGACUUUAGAACAAUUAGAAAAUUAUAAAAAUGAAACUAUUCGGUUUGAACAGCAAAGGGCACUUAAUCAAGUCCGACAACGGGUUUUCCAACAAGCCUUACAAAGAGCUCUAGGAACUCUGAAUAGUUGUUUGAACAACGAGUUACAUUUACGUACCAUUAGUGCCAAUAUUGGCAUGUUGGGAACAAUGAAAGAAAUAACUGAUUAAUUAGUCUUUCUACCGGAGGUCUUAUUUUUUUUGCAAAAAGAAUGAAGAAAUAAUCAUGGUAACCAUUCAAGCCGACGAAAUUAGUAAUCUUAUCCGUGAACGUAUUGAACAAUAUAAUAGAGAAGUCAAUAUUGUAAAUACCGGUACCGUACUUCAAGUAGGCGAUGGCAUUGCUCGUAUUUACGGUCUUGAUGAAGUAAUGGCAGGGGAAUUGGUAGAAUUUGAAGAGGGUACAAUCGGCAUUGCUCUCAAUUUGGAAUCAAAAAAUGUUGGUGUUGUAUUAAUGGGCGAUGGGUUGAUGAUACAAGAAGGAAGUUCUGUAAAAGCAACGGCAAGAAUUGCUUAGAUACCAGUGGGUGACGCCUAUUUGGGUCGUGUUAUAAAUGCCCUGGCUAACCCUAUUGAUGGUAGGGGCGAAAUUUCAGCUUCUGGAUUUCGAUUAAUUGAAUCCCCUGCUCCGGGGAUUAUUUCGCGUCGUUCCGUAUAUGAGCCUCUUCAAACCAGGCUUAUUGCUAUCGAUUCGAUGAUCCCUAUAGGACGUGGUCAACGAGAAUUAAUUAUUGGGGACAGACAAACCGGUAAAACAGCAGUAGCCACGAAUACGAUUCUCAAUCAACAAGGUCAAAAUGUAAUAUGUGUUUAUGUAGCUAUUGGGCAAAAAGCAUCUUCUGUGGCUCAGGUAGUUACUACCUUACAGGAAAGGGGGGCGAUGGAAUACACUAUUGUGGUAGCCGAAACGGCGGAUUCCCCUGCUACAUUACAAUACCUCGCUCCUUAUACAGGAGCAGCUCUGGCUGAAUAUUUUAUGUAUCGUGAAAGACACACUUUAAUCAUUUAUGAUGAUCUCUCCAAACAAGCCCAAGCUUAUCGUCAAAUGUCUUUUCUAUUACGCAGACCGCCCGGUCGCGAAGCUUAUCCAGGAGAUGUUUUUUAUUUGCACUCACGCCUUUUGGAAAGAGCUGCUAAAUCAAGUUCUAAGUUAGGUGAACACAUGAAACAUGUAGGGCAAAAACUAUCAUUGCCAAAUAUCAACAAACGUUUGGAAGAUCAAGAGUUCAUAAAACGCCUCAUCACCAGCUAUGCAAGUGCCUCUCGAGGGCGGAUCAUUUCCCUCAAGGCCAAGCUCACCAGAAACCUGAAAGGUGAUCGGUCGGUUACUACCUUCUUGAAUGACAUGCGGUCCAUCGCCGACGAUCUCGCUUUGGCUCAAUGCCCAGUUUCGGAUGACCACAUGGUUGUGUACAUCCUAACACAACUUGGAGACGAAUAUAGUUCCAUUACAUAUGCUAUUCGUAUCCGUGACAAGCUCAUCUCUUUGGGCAAAUUGGCUGACAUUCUCACGGAUCAUGAACGUCACUUGAAAGAAACAGAUGAUGUUUGGCAGUCCCUAUUGGCCACCGCGAAUGCCACCCAACGCAGUCCCUCAACUUCUUUCCGCAAAGUGGCAACAAUCCGUCCAGUGUUGUUUGCCAGUACUGCAAUUUUGCUGGCCAUGAAGCCCGCAACACCGUCCAAUCAGUCACCAAUAACCAACUCCGCAGUUGGGUCGACCUCACCGUGGUUGUUUGACAGUGGGGCGUCUCACCAUGCCACUCCAAAUAUGACUCCACUACAAACCUUCUCCGAGUACAAGGGUCCAGAUGAGAUACGCUUGGGUGACGGAUCUUCGAACGGGGAUGUCGCUUCUGCAGGGGACGAACGUUAA
Ipomoea triloba (trilobed morning glory) is the source of this 2090-nucleotide messenger RNA. RefSeq names its product ATP synthase subunit alpha, chloroplastic-like. NCBI's taxonomy places the organism in Eukaryota, Viridiplantae, Streptophyta, Magnoliopsida, Solanales, Convolvulaceae. Gene Ontology annotation, biological process: proton transmembrane transport; proton motive force-driven ATP synthesis. The record is from RefSeq and is a predicted model, not a curated record. Gene Ontology annotation, molecular function: proton-transporting ATP synthase activity, rotational mechanism; ADP binding; ATP binding.